AUGACUGCUUCUGAACAUCUGAAUGUUUUCAAGGGCCCUGAGUCGGUUCGCAACUAUUUCGAUCCUGAACAAUCACCACCUUUGCCCCUUGUUGAAAUCCCUGAUAGCCUCAACCCAUACCGUCAAGAUGGUGUCCGAAUCUAUGCCAAGAUGAUGACCAUGCACCCUGCAACAAACGUCAAGGUGAUGCCAGCUAUGAACUUGUUAGAAAAGGGCGUGCAGCCCGGUAAGACAAAGACAAUCGUCGAGAGCAGCUCGGGUUCAACUGUCAUCUCGAUGGCCAUGGUUGCUCGCGCUUUUCACGGUAUCGACGACGUCCACGCUUAUCUCAGCAACAAGACAAGCGAGACAAAGCUGCGCAUGAUGCAAUUCUUUGGCCUCAACGUGACUCUGUUCGGCGGACCUGCUCAGCCUACAGCUGUUGAUGAGCGAGGUGGUAUCCGAGCUGCAGCUCGAAAGGACGCAGAAUCUGAGUCUGUGUGCAGUCCCAACCAAUACAUCAACGACGAUAACUGGAAAGCUCAUGUGCGAUGGACUGGUCCUCAGAUUCACCGUCAGCUCCCCGAGAUCAAUGUGAUCGCCGCGUCGAUGGGCACAGCUGGCACUAUGACCGGACUAGGUACUUAUUUCAAGCAAGCCAAGCCUUCUGUGUACAGAAUUGCCGUCUGUACUAACUCUGGAGAACGUGUCCCUGGCCCUCGAGAAUAUUCGUUAAUGAGUGAGGUUGAGUUCCCAUACCUCACAUCUCACGAUGCUCUCGAGGAGGUUGGCGCGCCAGACUCAUACUCGCUUUCAUUGGACCUUACUCGACAGGGUAUUGUCUAUGGCCCCUCAUCGGGCUUCACGUUGAAGGGAUUGUUCCAACGUAUUGAAAAGCACAAGCAAGAGGGCACACUAUCAAAUCUCGCUGGCCCUGAUGGUGAGAUUCACUGCGUUUUUAUGUGUUGCGAUCUACCCUUUCAAUACUUGAAUGAGUAUUUCCAGAACUUGGGUCCUGAGAAGUUCAGCCCUCUUCGCAAUGAGCGUUUGAGGAACGUUGAUCUUUACCGAUACGAUGAUGCCUGGGAGCUCGACUCUUUGAUUGCUCUAUCUAACUACUUCACCAUUCACCCUCUGGGUACUCAUGACACCGUUCUGUCACUCGCAGACCAGAUCGACAAGGCUUUGACACCUUCUGCCAAUACUCAGAUUCUCGAUUUCCGAUGUUCCUCAGAUUAUGAUGCUUUCCAUCUCCCCAACUCAGUCAAUAUGCCCCUCGAUGCACUUCGAAAUGGACUUUCCAGCGGUAGUCCAUUCGCCAAUCCUGCCGAUGACUGCGCCAUGCUUGAGGAGCUCUGGCUAGAGCUUGAGAGCCUCUUCAAUGUCAAGGACAAGGCCGGUAACCGAAAUGCUAGCGCUGCAGCUCUCAUGUCCAUCCUUCGAGGAAAGAGAGUCUUGACACUUUGCUACGAUGGUGACAGCUCUCGUGUUGCCAACAGCGUCCUUCGUGCCAAGGGUGUUGAGGCAGAGUGCAUCCGCGGUGGCUACAGCGCUCUCGCCAAGUUGCAGAUGCCAUGUAAUGACACGUGCGAGGUUGUGUCUGUUCCCGUUUCUGUUGAGGUCUGA
Messenger RNA from Fusarium fujikuroi IMI 58289, 1605 nucleotides. RefSeq names its product related to cysteine synthase B. Gene Ontology annotation, cellular component: cytoplasm. Lineage: Eukaryota; Fungi; Ascomycota; Sordariomycetes; Hypocreales; Nectriaceae. Gene Ontology annotation, molecular function: cysteine synthase activity; cystathionine beta-synthase activity. The record is from RefSeq and is a predicted model, not a curated record. The transcript has 7 exons. The coding region runs from base 1 to 1605 and encodes 534 amino acids.